Messenger RNA from Danaus chrysippus (African queen), 324 nucleotides. NCBI's taxonomy places the organism in Eukaryota, Metazoa, Arthropoda, Insecta, Lepidoptera, Nymphalidae. The record is from the annotation of a GenBank genome assembly.
AUGGCUGACAAGAGGGAAGUAUGUUACACUGAUUACAGAGAUGCUGCGUGUCAUCAGUUGAGUGACUUCCGCUACCGUACAGGAGGCUCGGUCGAGGGUCGGGGGUCGAGGGUCGAGGGUCGAGGGUCGAGGUUUUCAGUGUCUCUUUAUCACGCGAUCUUUAUCAAUGAGGACUGUCACCAGUCACGUGAGUCGGUCAAGUCGGCCGCGAGUGGAACCUGUUCGGAGCGUCGUGUGCCGGCUUCAACGACCAUGGAACUAAACACGGAGGGGACAACGCGGCGAGGGAAAUCCUCGCGGAGAAACGAAUAUAUUACUUUCUAA